AUGAAGAUCAAUGAUGAGGCCAGACAGUUAAAGGUUGAAAAUUCUAAACUUUUUUCCCAAUAUGCUUGCACAGAGACAUCUCUCGCCAAAUAUAAAGCUGAAUAUUAUGCAAAAUCAGAGAAAGUAAAAUUAUUUCAAUCUGUGAUUAAUUCAUUUCUCCCAAGAUACUUUGAUAAGAAUAAUCAGCCGGAUGGUCCUGAGAGAACCGAUUCAUAUGCAAAAAGUGGUGACGAAAAAAAUAAUAAGCUAGAGAGCUCUAGUGCUUCUUCAGAACAAAUCAUACCUGUUACUAUUUGCAAAGAAAAGAUUUUAUUAGGUGGCUUGGGGAACUCUAUUGAUAUAGACAAAUUAUUAUCAUCGAAUUUUGAGAGCAUCAUGCCAAAAGAAAAAGUCAGAUAUCCCAUCUACAAAAAAUAUAUAAAUAGAAAAGAGGUACCAAAGGUACCAGAUAGGCCAGGAAUAACAUCUAAAUAUCUACCAUAUAAGUACUGGCACUAG
Molecule: messenger RNA, 498 nt
Organism: Cetraspora pellucida
Lineage: Eukaryota; Fungi; Glomeromycota; Glomeromycetes; Diversisporales; Gigasporaceae
Source: the annotation of a GenBank genome assembly